Molecule: messenger RNA, 2137 nt
Organism: Onthophagus taurus
Lineage: Eukaryota; Metazoa; Arthropoda; Insecta; Coleoptera; Scarabaeidae
Gene: Hnf4
Product: Hepatocyte nuclear factor 4
Biological process (GO): regulation of DNA-templated transcription
Cellular component (GO): nucleus
Molecular function (GO): zinc ion binding; RNA polymerase II cis-regulatory region sequence-specific DNA binding; nuclear steroid receptor activity
Source: RefSeq, a predicted model, not a curated record
CUUUGGCCAAUUCGGCACUCACCGCAAAUCGAUUCACAUGUUCAUUGUGAUUAGAUGAAUUAUAGUCAAUUUAAAAUCAACCGAGUGUUAAGUUAGAUACCUUUUUUCAAUUAUAUAAUUAACAUUCAAGUGAAUUAAAACAAUUCGUGUUAUUAAGUGAAAAAUAAAUAAACAAACAAAUCGUGUUUAAAAAACAGUUAAAAUUUCAAAAAAUGCCAGCUACUUAUAAUUCUUUAAGUCCUGGGGAGAUGAGCAUAUCUGAUAAUGAAGUAGAUGGCACCGAUUACCUUUUAAGUAGCACCAUAAGAUUUGAAGAAAAUUUAUUUCAUGUACUCGAUUCUGAUAUGACGAUGGCUGGCAAUAAUUCGCUAGCCACAUCAUUGAGUAGCACCGGAUCAAAUGCAGGAGCUACUCUAAGUCAACAUUGUGCCAUUUGUGGUGAUAGAGCUACAGGGAAACAUUAUGGCGCGGCGUCUUGUGACGGUUGUAAAGGAUUCUUUAGAAGAUCUGUACGGAAAAACCAUUUAUAUACAUGCAGAUUCACCAGAAACUGUGUCGUUGAUAAAGAUAAAAGAAAUCAAUGUAGAUAUUGUAGGUUAAGAAAAUGUUUUAAAGCUGGAAUGAAAAAAGAAGCUGUACAAAACGAAAGAGAUCGAAUUAGUUGUCGAAGGCCGUCUUAUGAAGAAAAUUCCCAAACAAAUGGGUUAUCGGUCACUUCUUUAUUAAAUGCUGAAAUGUUAUCAAGACAAGUUGGUGCAGCUUUAGAGGGAUCUUCGCCUAUUAAUGAUUACGAUUUGAGUAACAAACAACUUGCCAACAUCAAUGAUGUGUGCGAAUCAAUGAAACAACAAUUAUUAAUUUUGGUUGAAUGGGCCAAAUACAUCCCUGCGUUUACGGAACUUCAAUUAGACGACCAAGUAGCUUUAUUGAGGGCGCACGCAGGUGAACAUCUCCUUUUAGGAUUAGCACGUCGAUCUAUGCAUCUUAAAGACAUUUUAUUGUUGGGGAAUAACUGUAUAAUUACAAAACAUUGUCCAGUAAUGGUAUUAUCAGACUCCAGAAUUUCACCGGAUUUGGACAUCUCCAGGGUCGGCAGCAGGAUUAUCGAUGAACUCGUUAAACCGAUGACGGAAGUUCAAGUUGACGAUACCGAGUUUGCCUGUCUUAAAGCGAUUGUAUUUUUCGAUCCAAAUGCCAAAGGACUUAGUGAACCCCACCGAAUCAAACUCCUUCGAUACCAAAUCCAAAUCAAUUUAGAAGACUACAUCAGCGAUCGACAAUAUGACAGCAGAGGGCGUUUUGGUGAACUUUUAUUAACACUUCCCGCUUUACAAUCAAUUACUUGGCAAAUGAUUGAACAAAUUCAGUUUGCUAAACUUUUUGGGGUCGCUCAUAUCGAUAGUUUACUUCAGGAGAUGCUUUUAGGAGGCGCAAUAGAAGCGCCGCCGCAAAUGGUUGCAGCGGCGAACAACAUCAGCAACAACAGUUACCAGAAUAACAAUACAAGCGACUCUUCUGAUAGUCCAAUAACGUCACCGAUUGCUUCUGGACAAUGUCAUAGUCCAUCGGAUCAAUUAAUUAACGGAAACGUUCUUAGUCCUCAACAAAAUGGUGGUGGAAAUACAACCAACGUUAUUAUUAUGAACGAUAUAACACCAAUCAAUGAAGAAAGUUAUCAUAUAUCAUUUAAAGAAGAACCUAAUACGGAUGUUGGAGAACAUUUUUGAUUGUUGGUUAUUUGUAAGUUUAAAAAAGUGCUUAAAGACCAAAAUCUAUUUAAAAAAAGAUUUAUUUUUUUGGUGGAUAUUACUGAUUGGUUUGGUUACGUUUUGAAGUUUGAUGAUCUCAUUCUUUUUAAGUUUACAAAGAUCAAAAAACUAUGAUUAUAAGGAAAAAAGACAAAAAGAUGGGAUUAAAAAACGCUCAAAAGAAUUUUUUAGAUGAAGACUGGAAUAGUUAUAAAAAAAUAUAUAUAAAUAUAUGUGAAAAGUAGAAAUACUGAACAAGUUACAGAACGGAAACAAUUUGCUCAAUAUCUAGUUGUUAUGUACAAAAAGAUACAAGUUAAAAAAAAAAAAUUGUUAUGUAAAAUACUUGCCUUAUCUUCUAUAAAAAAAAUUUUUCUUGUGACAUCUCG